Messenger RNA from Procambarus clarkii (red swamp crayfish), 3057 nucleotides. Lineage: Eukaryota; Metazoa; Arthropoda; Malacostraca; Decapoda; Cambaridae. The record is from RefSeq and is a predicted model, not a curated record.
GAUCAUACAGUGUACUCCAGACCGCCUUGUGGUGUGUGUCUCCUGUUACUAUAUCUAGUCCUUAGUUGCAAAACCCCUUACCACAAGAUGUCGAUGAGGUGGUCGAUGGUGGUGGUGCGGCGGGUGGCGGUGCCUAUCCUACAGUCCUCGAGGGCCAAUCAUGCUAGAGGCAAGUCAACGGCUGUGCCCUCGACAAUGAAGACCGAUUCGACUGCUACCCCGCCCGUUAUUACAUCUGUGUUGCCUGCCCACCAUCUUGCCACCAAAGUUAUCUUCGACACUGACACCACGGCUGACUUCAAGUACAUCUGGCUGAGGGACAAUUGCCAGUGCCCUAGAUGUGUGGACCCCAGCACAAGCCAGAAACUGGUGGACUCUCCAACUCUCGAUGUGAACAUAAAGCCACUCUCCCUUACCAUGAAUGAUGCAGGCAAACUAGAGAUCAUUUGGUCUGAGGAAGGAGAGAAUCACAAGUCAGAAUAUGACCCAGCAUGGCUAUUAAAGUAUGGGAAAUCCUUCAUGCACAAUAAAUUUGCUAGUGAUAGCAUGGACAUGGAGCUGUUGACCCAACGCCCAGAAUUUGAAUUGUGGGAUCGGACAACCAUCUGGUCCAGCUUCCCCGAAAUGUCUUAUAAUGAGGUGAUGGAGACUGACAGUGGUCUCAAACAGUGGCUGGAUAUGUUUUACAGGUAUGGUGUUGCCGUUCUCCGUGGAGUGCCACCUAAGGUUAACAAAAUUGUAGAUGUUGUGAAAAGAUUUGCCUAUGUGAAAGAGACCCAAUAUGGUCACACAUUUGACGUAAUCAACAAGCCAGUGGAAGGUUCACAUCUGGCAUAUACUGGUGUUGCCCUGGCUCAUCACACAGACAUGAACUACAGGGAGAAGAGUCCUGGGAUGCAGCUUCUCCACUGUCUCAAAGCCAACGACCCCAAACUUUCUGGCUCUGACCCAGGUGGACGAUCCUUCUUUACUGAUGGCUUCAGAAUUGCUAGAUGGCUAGAAGAAAAUGAGCCAGCAGCUUUCCAUGUCCUUGCCUCUACACCUGUCAGAUUUUCCAUAAAGAAUGAAGGUCGGCAGUAUUCGGCUCUGUGGCCCAUCUUGUGCACAAACAGUGACGGGGAUGUGACAGAGGUGCAUUACAAUAACCGCACAAUGAAGCCUCUUCAGGCACCCACACAUGUUGUCACGCCAUUCUACCAUGCAUACAAGUUGUUCUCUAGUAAACUUCGUGAUCCAGCUGCAUGUCUAGAGUUCAACAUGGUACCUGGUGAUCUGGUAGCCUUUAACAAUCGAAGAGUUCUUCAUGGGCGCACUGCCUUUGAUGCUACCAAGGUUAACAGGCAUCUACAGGGCUGCUAUGUAGACAUUGAUGAAGCUUUCUCCAAAUACGAUAGCUUGAGAGCCAAAUUCCACCUCACAGUAUGAUGUGAUGAUGGAACAGAAGACUGCAGUCAGGGGCAUGACAGCAAUGUGGUGUUGGAUUUAAAUGGCUCUUGCUAGUUUCUUGAGGGACCUCACGUCAGGUAAAUGUCUUGUAAUAUAUAUUUCUCUACCAAAAGAAAUAUUUCAUAAACGUUCAUCAGUUGGCUUUAAAGUUGGCCACAGAAGGCAAAAACUGAAUUUAUUAAAUUGUGGUUCUGGGUUAUGCUGCCAAAUAACAAGUUUUAAAUUGGUUUUAAAAAUUUAAAAAAUAAAAAAAAAAGUAUAUUCGUAACUUAUUUAAUUUUAAAGUACAUUGUCUUGCAGAAUGCUACACUAAUUUUCUUUACUGUGCUCUCUAAAAAAAAAACGUGUAGACCAAACUUAUUAGAUGGUUCAUUUAAUGAAGUAUUGGAGGCAGAUGUCUAUUCUGUCCUGUGAGACAUGAGCAAGAUUCUUUCUAUCCCUUUCCCCAGAGAUAUUUUUAAUUAUCCAAUAACUCUUAAUUCGUAAUACUGUAAUUUUUAAGUUUUCUUAAUAUUUUAUGAAACCUACUUAGAAAAAAAUAUUUAAUAGUUUCAAAUUAGAAUAUUUUAAAUUUAAUUAAUUACUGUACUUUGUCUUAAUGUUCAAUAUGAUGCCUUGAUAUAUUGCCACAUUGAAUAGUGAAAUUAGUUUUAUAUUAAAUCAAAUCUGGCACGCAGUCAUGCAUGUUUAUAUUUUUUUAGCACAGUCUAUUUUAAAUGAAUUUAAUAAGGGGCACCAGUACAUUAGCUUCUAUUCAUAACUUUUGAUGUUAGAAUGCGAGGCAAAUGACUACAGAAGCCUUCAUAAAUACAAAAGCAAGCCGUUUUAUCUUGUAUACACUGUUAAUGGAUAAAAUCAAAAUACACUGGUUGGAAAACUUGGGCAGAUAUUGAUCUAAUGUACCAAUAUAUAAUAUGCAAAUUGACUUAAUUUCUAGGCAUGUACUGUAAGUACAUAAAAAUCAUUACGUGUUAUUGAAGCACAAAUCAUAGGUGGUGGAGGAAAAAAAAAGGGACAUUUUUUUUAAUAUUUUGUCGCUUGCUAUUCAUCUAAAUUGGUACAUUUGUUAUACUUUUUUCAAAUGUCAAGAUUUUCAGUACAGCAUGUAUAUAGUAUUUGAUGUCUUGAUAUGAUGUGCAUGUUAAGUUUCUGCAACUGUUAUAAUGGAUAAAGUUUGUUGGAAAGAAUAUUAUUCAUUAUUUUGAAGUGUUCUUCCUAUACUAUUCUUGGUAAGAAUACAGUAUAUAUACCUACUAGCAAAACUGCCAUUCAUGCCGUAUUAUGAUGAUCUCAAAGCUUCACUUGGGCAUUAGUUGCCUCCAUAAAGCAGUGCUCUGUAUACAGUCUUUUAAAACUACCUAAAAGUCCCAAAAUGGUUUACAUUUGACUUGAGUUGUAGAUAUUGGAGGUGGAAAAAUACAGCCAGAAAUGGUAUACUGUACUGAGAAAGUGUAAAUUUUAUAUGCUCUAGGAGCUUGAAUACAGUAAGUACUCUACCAUACAGUAUAUUGCUAGUUUUAAAUUUGUUUAUUAAUGUGGUGCUCAUUAUCAAAGGUGGUGCUGUAUAAAUGUGAAUUUUUUGCAGUUGAAAAAUAAAACUAAUAUAUACUG